Messenger RNA from Argiope bruennichi, 7135 nucleotides. Its product is annotated as agrin-like. The coding region runs from base 475 to 5697 and encodes 1740 amino acids. The record is from RefSeq and is a predicted model, not a curated record. NCBI's taxonomy places the organism in Eukaryota, Metazoa, Arthropoda, Arachnida, Araneae, Araneidae. Gene Ontology annotation, molecular function: calcium ion binding; laminin binding. Gene Ontology annotation, biological process: receptor clustering; cell differentiation; multicellular organism development. The transcript is spliced from 29 exons.
AGCGGCGUGUUUUGGUUAGGAUGUCUUCCAAUACAAACCAUCUGUGUGUUUGAUGUCGUGUCACGCUCAGUCAAGCAUUCAAAUUCACUCCCACACCAUGGGAUAUUGACAGCUGAAUACUGAAGUUGACAUUGCUAAUAGUUUUGGAGGAACUUUUGGACAGUUUGGUAACUUUAUUUUGGAUUUUGAUAUUCCGCGCUUUCCAGAUUUACGUUUUGUUUUGAGUGCUUGGAAUGUUUGAUGCUUUAGAUAUGAAACACUGCUCUUGGUUGUGAGAGUUCAUUGUUUCAAAAGAAGUUCGCUCAUGAUGUUUUAUUUCAAAUAAUUAUUUGUAAUUACUUUCUCAUGUUAUUUUUUGUUAUUAUCAUUUGCAAAAAGAAAUCUUGAGGAGCACUGCGAAAAAAUAUUUUUACUAACAUUAAAAUCAACCUCAUGAUCAACUAAAAUAACAACUGAGAAUAGCAUAAUAUCAAAAUGAAGAUCUUAUUAAUCUGCAUGAUCAUACUUCUGACAAUACAAUAUGUAUCACCGAGACGUCGACGUUCCCAAAAUUGUCGGGAAAAAAUGGAUCAGUCUGCUAGCAUGGUGUUUACUGGUACUGUAGAAAAAAUAUAUCGAUCCAGAUCGGCAACGUAUCGUGGUGUUGUUAAAGUCAAAAGAGUAGUCAAAGGAGAUACUAGUUUUGCUGAUAACACAGUCAUAGUGGAAGGGUUUGGUGACCCUAAUAUUUGUCAUAGUGAUGUGAGGGAGAGAGAUACCAGAAUUUUUCUGGUCAGUUUAUUGGACAAUGGUCACUUGAGAUUGAAUUCCAGUGUAGUUAGAGUUACUGUGUCCAAUCUGGAUAAAGCUGUUGCUGCAGUGAAAGGUUUGCCCCCGAAGACGAGGGAAGCAGUGCCUGAAACCGAGUGCGAAAAAAUGUACUGUGCCUAUGGAGCUCUGUGUCUAAUAGACAAAAGAACCCAACAAGCCCACUGUAGAUGCCAGGAGACUUGCUCGGAUGUUUUUGCGCCAGUUUGCGGAAGUGAUGGAGUCACUUAUUCCAGCGAUUGUCAGCUAAGAAUGGCGUCUUGCACUAAACAGAAGAGAAUCUUCACCAAACAUCAAGGACCUUGUGAUUUGAAAGAUCCUUGCGAAGAUAAAGAUUGCCAUUUCGGCGCUCAGUGCCAGCCAUCUCUGGACGGCCGAACUGCUGAGUGUAUUUGUCCUGAGAAAUGUGCCACCUACGGAGACAGUCGAUCAAGGCCUGUUUGCGGUACUGAUGGAAAAGACUACCCAAACGUUUGUGAAUUAAGAAGGACAUCAUGCCUAGAGAUGCGAGAGAUCGAAGUACGGUACAAAGGACAUUGUGAUCCAUGCCAAAAUAUCAAGUGUCCAACGUAUCAGGUAUGUCAGCUUGACGAAAACAGGAAUCCUAUUUGCCGCUGUAAUGAUAUCUGUACGCCAGAAUUCAGACCUGUUUGCGGAUCUGAUGGAUUAACUUAUGCUAAUGAAUGCACCCUGAGAGUUGAAGCCUGCAAAGUGCAGAAAAACAUUCGUGUCAUUUAUUCUGGUGAUUGUAGUUCAAGCACAAAUCCGUGCGAUCUCAUUAAAUGUGGUCCUGGGCAAGAAUGUGAUGUUGAUCGUUUUGGUGUCGCUUCUUGUCAAUGCCCCCCUACCUGUGAACCUAAAAUGCAACCCAUCUGCGGUUCAAAUGGCAGGACGUUUGACAACGAAUGUGAAUUAAAAAGACAAUCGUGCCUGCUUCGACAAGAACUUACUAAAGUGCACGAAGGAGAAUGUGGUGACCAUGGACCAUGCCAUACGCAUCACUGUUCUUACGGUGCUAUGUGUGUUGUUAAAAAUGGUCAGCCAAUCUGUGAAUGUCCAACAUGUGCUGAAGAAUUCGAGCCAGUGUGUGGUACCGACAACAUCUCCUACACAAAUCCUUGCAAACUGAAGAGAGAAGCAUGCGAACAGAAGACUGACAUUAUAAUUGCUCAUGAGGGCUUAUGCAAUAUCUGUUCCACCCAGCAGUGCGAUUUUUAUGCAGUCUGCGAAAGCUUUGGCGGAGGGGAGACCCGGUGUGUAUGUCCAGAAGUAUGCAUCAAGGUUGAUGCACCUGUCUGUGGAACAGAUGGAAUUUCUUAUCCUAAUGAGUGUGAGCUCAGGGUCGAAGCUUGCAAAAAGAGGCAAUAUAUUGCAGUUGCUACAAAGGGUCCAUGCGAUUUGUGUGAACGUGUGCAUUGCAAGUAUGGUGCAAAGUGUGAUAAUGGGCGUUGCGUUUGUCCCAUUGACUGCCCUAAAUUUUAUGAGUUCGUGUGUGCCACUGAUGGUAAGACUUACAUCAACGAGUGCGAAAUGCAAAGAGUUGGUUGCCAGAAGAGCAGAGAUCUGAAUGUUCAGUUCUAUGGCACAUGUGGAGAGGCAACAGACGGUUCCGAUGCUAAUGAUGAUUUACCGGCGCUGAAAGAGAGGAAAAUCAGCAGUUGUCAGGAUAAGCAAUGCAAAUAUGGUGGUAUUUGUGAUUUCAACCAUGAAGGAGUUCCAUUUUGUGUCUGUACCUUCCAUUGUCCGAGCAUCAAAGAGCCUGUUUGCGGAUCGGAUGGACGAAUGUACGACAACGAGUGCAGGAUGAGGGAAGAGUCUUGCUUACUUCAAAAAAGAAUAGAAACAGCAGCCCGAGAAGUUUGCAUUGAUCAUGUUGAUAUAGCAUGCGAUGGUGAGCCGCCAGUUAUUGACCCUUUGACUGGGAAAGAUUACUUCUGUGGAAUAGGUGCAGGUUCUAAACUGUGUCCUGCAAAAACAGUUUGCCACAAGACUCAGUAUUUCGCUAAGUGCUGUAAAGUAGCUCCUCUAAUUAAAAGUUGUGAAACAACACCAUUCGGCUGCUGUCCGGAUCUCCGACAUCCAGUAUUAGGUCCAAAUAAUGGAGGAUGUCCAAGUGUAUGUAACUGUAACAGUUUGGGCUCUUAUAGCCUGACAUGCGAUCCUGUAUCUAAACAAUGUCCUUGUAAACCCGGUGUGGGUGGUUUACGAUGUGAUCGAUGUGAGCCAGGCUAUUGGGGUUUGCAUAAGAUAGCAAGCGGUAACAGUGGUUGUGUUCACUGCAAUUGCAAUCCUUACGGCUCCAUCCGUGAUGACUGCGAUCAGACGACUGGACGGUGCGUAUGUAAACAUGGCAUCCAGGGAAUGAAAUGCGAUAUCUGUCCACCCGGAACCAUACUGAGCCCCGCUGGUUGCAUGGAUGAAUCUCAAGUGAAUGAAACUGUUAGCUUUUGCGAUGAGCUAGAAUGCUACCAUGGUGCUCGAUGUGUGGAAACGAAUGGGAUUCCUCAUUGUAGCUGCGAUUUCAAGUGUACUCCCGAGGAUAGCAGGGAUCCUGUAUGUGGGUACGAUGGCAAUACCUAUGGAUCGGAAUGCCAAAUGAGGCUAUUCAGCUGUCGAUACCAGAAACCCAUCAACAUACGAUACUACGGAAUUUGUCGAAAAGAUUACUUAAGUGAUGCUGAUGUUACCACUACAAGUAUCCCAUUUCGGUUACCAAAGAGGCGCAGUUAUCUAAAAAGGCCUGACAGUAAAUCUACGAGAGCAGUCACUUUGAAUUUGCCAGAGAAUUUGUACAUGACAACCAGAUCACCAGUUGCUUCGAAUUUUACCACAACUUUAGCACCGUUUCUUGCCUUCCCACCUGAUCCCGAUUUAAAAAUCGAGGUGCCAUCAUUCUCAGGUAAAUCUUUCAUGGAAUUAUACAAGUUAGAAGCCUAUACUCGUUUAUCUCUGGAAAUUGAAUUCAAAACGUACUCAAAUGAUGGAAUUCUACUGUACAAUGGAAAACUUUCUUCAAAAAUAGGAGAUUUUGUAUCAUUGACUUUGAAAGAUGGAUUUGUCGAAUUCAGGUACAAUUUAGGUAGCGGUGCGGUAGUCAUACGAUCAUUGCAGCGCGUGCAACUUGGAAAAUUCCAAAGAGUUGUAGCGAAGAGGUACUUGAAAGAUGGAUUGCUUGCAAUCGAAGGACAAGAAAAUGUUGCAGGAAGAAGUCAAGGAACACUCAAUUCUUUGGAUUUAAAUGAUAACCUCUACGUUGGUUUCGUCUUUGGAUUCUCGAAAAUAGUGGCUUUGAACACUGGAGUUGAACAUGGCUUAAAUGGUUGUAUUAGGUACUUGAAGAUUGACAGAAGGGAGGUGAACUUAAAAUAUCCUUCGUCAAAGGAAAUUUUAAGAAGUUAUGGAAUAAGAGAAUGUGGCGGUAACGCGUGUAGUGCGAUACCUUGCAAAAACGGAGGAACUUGCAUUUCCUUAGAACAAAAGAGUUUUCAUUGUCGUUGCACAGAUGGUUUCUCAGGAGAAAAAUGUGAAUACAAAGCUGAUCCUUGUAGCAGCAACCCUUGUGGAAAUGGUGGAACGUGUGCAGUCAUGUCCCCAGAAGAAUUCACUUGCAAAUGUGGCCCUCAGAAAACUGGAAAAUUCUGUGAUAAACCUCGGAAGGACCUUAGUGAAAUAAAUAUUCCAGAUUUCACAAAUAAUUCGUAUUUAGAGCUACCGACCCUUCAAAAUAUCAAACAUGCUUUCUCAAUGGAAAUUUGGUUCCUUGCCCGUUCACCAGAUGGCGUUUUGAUUUACGAUGGUCAGAAGUUGAACAGGAAAGGCGAUUUCAUUGCAGUAAAUUUAGCGAAUGGAUACGUCAGUUUCAUCUACAACUUAGGAAGCGGAUCAGCAAACAUCACAUCUCGUCAUCCAGUAUCUUUGAAUCAAUGGCAUUCUGUAAAAAUCAGCCGAUUAAGAAGACAAGGUACUUUGAAAGUCGAUGAUGAGACCACUAUAGUCGGCAAAUCAAAACCGCCAUUAACAGAACUGAAUUUGGCUUUUCCCUUCUACAUCGGAGGCGUCCCUAAUACACGAUAUGUGCAUCAAGAUUCAGGUGUUAAAACAGGAUUGGACGGGGCGAUCCAGAAAAUCAUUAUGAAUGGAGAACCUUGGGUUCGCUUUGUCUCAAAAGCUGUCCGAAUUCAUGGAAUACGAAAUUACAAAGGUCCGCCUUGCACACCAGGAGCUUGUUUACAUGGUGGUACCUGCGUGCCUCGUUUAGGUAACCAUUUGUGCCAAUGCCUUGGAAAAUUCACAGGGAAAAGAUGCGAGAAACGAAUAAGAAAAAAGGAAUUAUUACGAGCCAUAUCAUUCAAUGGUACAACGCAUCUAAAUUUUCCCUACACAAAUACAAAAGGCUCGAAAAGGCGUAAAUCUAACAGAUUUCAAGUACGCUUCCGUACCACUCAAUCAUCCGGUCUGUUAUUUUGGACGAGUAAAAAAUCCACAACAAAAAGUGACUUUGUGGCCAUCGCUUUGGUUGAUGGAUAUCCGGAAUUGAGUUUCAAUCUGAGGAAACAGAACGACAUUUUGACAGUGAAGAGUGACCAGAAGGUUGAUGAUGGUGUGUGGCACACAGUCUCAUUUCACAGAAAGAAGAGAUUGGGAGAAAUACGAGUAGACAAAAUUCAUUUAGUCUCCAACUUGACUGAUUCGGGAACCACUGACUUGAAUACUGAUGGAGUAUUGUGGAUAGGUGGUUCUCCUUCUUUACCUUUGGGCUUACCAUUAGCAUACUACGAAGGUUUCAAAGGUUGCAUAGACUCAAUCAUUGUAGACAAAAGCCCAGUGCAUCAGAUUCUUAGUGGACAACAAGACAUUGAAUUCUGUGCACAUUCGAAAAUUCGUCGAUGAUUUUAAUUCCUGGGAAUACAAAUUUCUUAUAUUAUUUCAGCUGUCACAGACUCAAUUCUUUUAUCCUUUCAAUUUGGAUAUCAUUCCUAAUAUGUCAAUAUGUGACAUGAAUUUAUGUAAAUACAAACAUGUGCAAAUGACUGUUCUGUGCCAAGAUUUCAGUAAGGGAAUCAUCAUUUGGAGACCAGUGCAGUGGAAUCAGCACUGGUUUCUUUCCCCCAAGAUUGUUUGCAUUCGAAAUAUAUAGCGAUAUAACAUCGAAGUUGGAUCAAUGGUUAUAUAUUGGAAGUAAGAUGCAACAUAUCGUUUGCUAUUAAAUUUAUUAGUAAUAUCUAACUAAAUGCAACGAAGAAAAGUUUAAAUAUGAUUAUUUUUCAUCUUUGUUACUUUUCAAAUAAGGCAUUCGUUUUUUGUAAUAUACCAUAUUAUUAUAAAGAACACUUUAAAUAUUUUUUAAAAAAUGGCGCAAGAAUUUUUCUAAAGCAUCUAAUAUUUUUAUAUAUGGUUGCAUUCUUUAAAACUUAGCAUCUCGUUUAUUUUUUAAUGAAGGAAUUGUACUGAAAAUGAUAUUAAAAUAUCAAUGAUUUAUUUAAACAAAGCAUCUAUAAACUUGUGUAUUAAUAAAUACUUGCAAACACCUUUACUGCUUUGUACCAUAUCUAUUGGAAAGAUGAAUUUUGAUUCAUAAUUUUUCUUUCAUGCAUGGUAUAUAAAUGAUGUUUAUUAAAAGAAAUCAUACCUACAUGCAUUAUAGAUGGCAAAUUAUUUUUAUUUGUCCAUAAAUCUAAUUUAUUAAAUAAUCUGCCUGGAAAGAGAAUUUUGAAUUAAUGCUUAAGAAUCUGUGAAAUAUAAAAUGAAAUAAUUAGUUUCAGAACCAUCGUAAUUCUAUGUGUAUUUUAAAUCUGAUGCAAUACAUAAUAUAAAUAUUUUCACACGCACUCGCAUUAUUAAAAAAUGUAAUAUAAAUAAUCGGGCGCAAGACAUCUUAUAAAUGUACUUUAAAUUGAAAAUUUAAUCCGAGAAAGAAAUUUCAUUUCCAGACGAAACAUUCUUUUUAUUUAUUUUCACAUUUUUAAAAAUUUAUUAUUCUAAUAAAGAGCCGCAACUCAACAACUUAUUUUAUUAAACAUUGGUUGGUAGCAAUCAUUUCCAUUUCUGAAAUGUUUCACUGCCUAUCAUGUAUUCAAAGUCUAUUUUAUGAUAUGUUAAUCAUGCCUUUGAUUCCUUUUUUAUAAUUAAAUGAUUAUUUCAAAUGAGAUUUAACUUGAAUAUUCUAUAAUGAAAUUUUAAAUUCUAAUGAUUUAAAAACAGCUAAUAGAUGCAUAUGGCAUAAUUGCAUCUAUUAAGAUUAACGUAGGAUUAAAGAACAUAUUCUUGAAACUUUAUGAACAUUACAAAUCUAAAGAAAACAUAUUUAUACUGAAAAAUUGUUUUCGAU